AUGCCUCAGAGAUCGUACGUUGUCUGCUGCAACAAAGCGUGCAACAGCUGGCUUUGGACUGAUCGCUGCAGCAAACACACUCACUGCAGUCAGUGCAACACCUUGUGGGCUAAGUCGUUAGCAGCGUCUGGGCAAACUGGCCCACUGGAGGGUCAGUGGCCCAGGUGGGAAAGCGCACGCUGGAAGGCGCCAAAGGUUAGGAAGUCAAAAGUCCAGCCGCCGCCAGGCUUGGAUACAAGCGCAUUGUGGCCAGCAGACGUCCUUGAAGCUUUGAAGGUGCAUUGGGGUUCUUUUGAUAGCAAGUUGCAGGCCACUCUGAAAUCGCAUGGCAUCCACUGCAGCCCAGUGACGACAAGUGAGCCUGAUCUGAAAGAAGCCUGCAGGCAGCACCUGUCAUCGUUGCCAGAGAGCAUCCAAAAGCUCUUGCAAGAGCCCAAGCAAGAGCCUACGUACGGGCAGGCGGUGUCAGACCUAAACCGGCGCUUCAAGGCUGAGACCAACUCCUUGAGGGACCUUGUGCAGCAAUCAGUGUCGCUGCAGGCCCGCAUUGAUAAAGCAAAGCAGACGUACGAGGAGCUCUUGCGUGGCAUGCAGACCCUCACAGAGCAGUUGAGUGCUAAGCAAGCCGAAGUGGAGGAUCUGCAAAAGCAGCUGCAAGCCAAGCUGGGCGAAUUUGACAGCAAGGUGGAGCCUCCAGUGGAAGACUUAAAACACUUCGAGGCGUUUUUUGAAGCUAUGUCUAGAGCGGGUGUGCAGCUUGACGCAGAAGCUGAGUAG
Symbiodinium sp. CCMP2592 is the source of this 777-nucleotide messenger RNA. The record is from the annotation of a GenBank genome assembly. NCBI's taxonomy places the organism in Eukaryota, Dinophyceae, Suessiales, Symbiodiniaceae.